UAUGGUGAUAUGAGAUUGAGGCCAUCAAAGUUGUAUUGGCGUUUCAAAACUCUAUAGGCCAUUUGGAAUUCUAAUUUAGAAUGGUAGACGCAUAAACAAACAUUCUAAACUAAAGGAUGUACAGAUCUGGUUGAGUAAUAACAAUCUGUGAUUUUUCUAUCUUUUUUUAGAAGAUUUGGCCUCUGAAAACGACUGUUUAUUUUGCUAAGAGAAGAACAGUUUACUUGUUUGCGAAAAAUUUAAUCUCGGUCGCUGUUUACGUCGUGUUCCCUUUGACAAAGGCGUACAAUUUUCUAAAAUUAGAGUGUCGCGUGCCGUUGUUCUAAUCAAGCGUUUAGAUAUUUCCUCUUCAGUCGUUAUUGUUUACAAAAGUUCAUUUGUAUCGAAAAGCCAAUCCCUCACAUGCAUGAUCAAUGAUCAAGCGUUCCAAUUACAUUGGAAUCAAGAACAAUAGGAGACAAGUCAAAAACUCAACAGCUUUAGUAUAUUGCAUCAGCUUUUUUAGUAGGUCUUCCGGCAAAGGGCUAAAAACGAUAUAGAAACCUCCCAUAGUUUAAUUUACAAUCUCGUGACAAGUACAAAAGCACGUACGCAUUUUUUUCCUGACCGGGGUCAAAAUUCGCGUGUCGCGGGCGUGACACGAAUAAUAAUUACCAGCCAUGCCACAAUUACUUUUUUAAAAGACCAAACAUUUUAUACAUACAUAUAUUUUUUUUGAAAGGGAAAGAAGUUGGUCUCCAGCUCCUGGCAUUAACACAAAUUUGAAUAGAAAUAAUAUUUUCCUAACACUGGUUCCAAAAAUAAUUGACGUAAUGUUUUUGCCCCAGAAUCCCUCCACCUCCCCGCCAGCCGACCCUCCUUCCACGGCUGUCUCGCGUGACAGUAAUGUGAUGGUUACAUGCGGACCCAAGGACAGACCUGGGUAUACAUUUACCGGAGAAGCUUUCCGGAAGAUCUUGACGAACCCGGAUUUAAACAAAAUGGCGGAUCAAGUGGAACCCACGAUCGGCCCUUUGAUCAACGAGAAACAAUUAAAACAACUGAUGGAAGAUGUCCGUGGAAGCGACGAUGGGAACUGCUUUCUGUCAAUGGGAGGAGGGGAAGAUUCCCAGGACCUCAGUUUUGGGGUACAGAGUGACAUGAGAGGUUAUGGACCGCAGUACCAUUACAUCUCAAGCUCACAGGCAGUCCAUGACCUGCCGACAUCCAGCAGCCCCCAGCCCCCUGCCUACCCCCACAACAUCCCGUACUCCCCCGGCCCUGUCGCAGGUCAUAGGAGCUCCUCCACAUGCAUCUCUCCUAUCAGCACCACACCUUAUGAAACUUGCAGCAACUACAGCGAGGCCUCAACUUCAGGACCAUCAACCCCUCCUCCUGGCCUGACGUCAUCAUACAUGCCUAUCCACGCUCGUCUACCAACAAUUCCAAGUACCACAGAAUAUCCUGGAAAUUGGAACUUCCAGAUCUCUUUUGGCCCUCUCACCGAGUCAGCUUCCAAGUCUGCCACCUGGACGUACUCUGAUGUGUGCAAGAAACUGUACGUCAAUCUGGCCAGUUUCUGCCCAAUCAAGUUCAAGACGAACUCGCCACCACCCCCGGGAACGUACUUGAGAGCAGUUGCUGUUUUCAAAGGUUCCACCAACUUGCACGACAUUGUCAAACGCUGUCCUAACCACAUGGAGAGCUCAAAUGAUGGCUCUGCCCCAAAUAACCACUUCAUUCGGAGCAACAACCCGGCAGCCCGCUACCAUACGUGCCCAGAAUCAUCUCGGCACUCAGUCCUUCUUCCCUACAAUGGACCACAAGUUGGUACUGAGUACGUCACGGAGAUGUUUGCCUUCAUGUGCUUUUCAAGCUGUGCGUCAGGUCCUAGCCGACGACCAGUUGAGGUGAUUUUCACUUUGGAGCAAAAUGGGCAGACCCUGGGUAGAAGAGUGGUGGAGAUAAGGGUGUGUGCCUGUCCUGGAAGAGACAGGAAAUCUGAUGAGAAGGUUGCUUGCGGAGAACCAAGUUCAUCCCAAGGAGUGAGGCGCACAAGGAAAGGAUCUGGGAAUAAGGGACCCUCAUCUAAAAGAAGACGCACUAGCUCAAGAUCCCAGGACGAGGAGUUUAUUAUCACUACCAAAAACCGCCAUGUGUAUGAUAUUUUGCUGGAGAUGAAAGAUUCCCUGGAGGGAAAAUUUGAAAGCCUCAACAUUCAGAGUCCUGAACAUUCUCUGGUCUUGAGCACGUCGGAAGAUGAGGCCGACCAGCCUUCUACAUCUGGAAGUCCAGGAGCAGUUUUCAAGAGAGUGGGGCUAUCCUCGAUGUAGACAGGCCGAAGAUAUUGGGAACCAUUGGGAGCUAUGAAGUGUGCGUAACCAGGCGUUCUAAGAUGGUAGCGCAGUGUCCAACCGUUUGUGUGUGGAGUGUUUUAUUCGCGUAAUUAUCCGUUUAGUACAAGAUACAUGUUUAGUACAAGGUCGCAUGCGACCUUGAAAAGGUGAUCUAUCAGUCUCUGGUUUUACAGAGCAGCUUCCCGAAAAAUUUGCUCCACGCUGUGUGUGGAAAAAAAAGCAAUUAUCAGCAGUGAUUUUAGCUGUGUUAAUUUAUCGCAAUGCUUUGUUAUACGAAGCCAUAAUUUCCACUCGCUAUAUUGCGCAGUUAUUGUGCGUGCUAUCUCAUCUUAAUUACGCAACCACGGUUUGGUUUUACAGAUUGUGGUGUAUUCAUUGAAUCAUAACCUAAAUCAUAAAGUGAGUUUUUUUAUGCGAGUUUAUAAAAUGAAGCAUUUCCGAACAUUACUGUAAGUUGUAUGUUUUUAUGCCGGUUUUGUAACAUGGUUUCAAUGUUUAAUUUGUAAUGCUUUUGCGCUUUUGUGUUGUACAUAGGAUAAAAAAUGCCUUGCACUUCUCCAGCCUAAGAUGGCGACCUAAACUAGUUGAAAGGAAUUACAGCUUUAUGUGAGUUUCGCCGUGUUAUUAUGCGAAGCAAAAAGACGAUUUCGUUUCUCACACAAAAUACAGAGGUACCUUAGCCUGGAUUGACUAAACUGGGUUCUGCCCCCAUUUCUUCGUAGUUAAGCUUAGUUCACGCAAUCAGUACGCCAUUUUGAGUACUUUAGUUGUUUGCCUCUGAAAGGUCGCCGUCUUGAGGAGAAACAUGUUUUGCUUUAGCUAUUUGUACGUUUGAGAUUAUUUUGUAAGCAGGAAGGUGUUGUGCAGAGCUGGCUCUUUUUAAUAAGAAACCAAUUUCGUUUUUCAUGCUUUUCAGUUUUAGAACCGUAAGUUUCUAAAUCUCAAUUCUUUUACACUCAAAGUCGAAACAAGUCAGUUGUUAAUCAGAUUCCUUCCUUUUACGUCUGCGAGGGAAACCCUAAAGCUAUUGAGCAGUACUUUCAUGUGGUACUAUUUAUAAUGCUGUACACGUUGGUUCUAACUUUUAAGUACAGUCUGAACGAAACCAUAGUGUGUGACCAUUCAAAUGAAAGCUAUUGAGCAGUACUUCCAUACUGUUUAUUAUGCUUGAAUAUUUUUUUUUUCAGUUUCGACUCUGAAAAUUAAAAGGAUUAAAACCAUUAGCCAGUGAUAGGAAAUGCUAUGUUUUUAUUGAUCCUACAACGAACCCUGAGAGAACAAGAGAAAAGCACGUCUGUUUCAAUUUUUCGUUCAUGAAACAAAAUAGCAUCCCGUCUGUUUGUUGUACAUCGCACGCGUUUGUUGAUACACGAUGCAAACAAAGUUCAUGUAACGUCGAGCAUUUCAUGUUCAAUUCACGUUGUCUCAGUGUUUUUUUCCUCGAGGGUUUCGUAGGAUAACCUCGCAUUGUAUAUUUUCCCCUAGCGCGGUCUAACGUUCUAGUGGGUGCGAAAUUAUUUGAAAUCAAAGAAACUUGCUUAUAUAAAUCAUUUUCAGAGCAUGCAAGGGCCUGUUUCCUUCUGCUGUAUUAUUUCAUAGAGAAAAUUCAUUAAAAUCAAAAGAGAAAAGAUA
Messenger RNA from Orbicella faveolata, 3968 nucleotides. RefSeq names its product cellular tumor antigen p53-like. The record is from RefSeq and is a predicted model, not a curated record. Gene Ontology annotation, molecular function: DNA-binding transcription factor activity, RNA polymerase II-specific; RNA polymerase II cis-regulatory region sequence-specific DNA binding. Gene Ontology annotation, cellular component: nucleus. NCBI's taxonomy places the organism in Eukaryota, Metazoa, Cnidaria, Anthozoa, Scleractinia, Merulinidae. Gene Ontology annotation, biological process: apoptotic process; regulation of transcription by RNA polymerase II.